AUGUCCCGCGAUACCAUCGCGAUCGCAGUCAAUCACUUUCGGAAUAAGCGCCAGGCGCACACUGUCAGCCGAUCGAGCUACGAUCAAGCAUGGAAUCCCUUCCGACAUGUUGCGUGGAACAACAGAGAGCGCCGGGCGGAUACGUGGAAUGGUGGUCGUCUGGAGGAGCAGCCCGAGGGCUCGGGUGACCACCUAACCCACGCGGCCACAGCCCCAACACCACCGACCGCGACGACCCAUGCGGCCCGCGACUUGUCGGCGACGGACACCAUAUCUGGUUCCGUCACCGGAUUUGGAAAGGAGACGGAAGAGUCAGCACGAACCAGGAGCAAAGGCAACAGUGAGGAAAAGCCGGGCUCACAACGGUCACUCGAUGUCGAGGGCUCUGGCCUACGAAACCGCAAACCCGACGACGAGGUCUCCAGGCAAGAUGCUGCAGCGCCUGGCCAGACAUCCACUCAAGCCGAUGACGACAAGAAGAAAGAAAAGCAGACUGGUCUGUUUCGCCACGUCUAUCCGAAGACGCCGUUUACGACCGCCAACCAACUCCAGCGGACGUUUCUCAAUUCAUGGAUCAACAUCUUGCUCCUCGCAGCGCCUGUCGGAAUUGCACUCAACUACGUCAAAUCGGUGAAUCGCGUCGUGGUUUUCGUCGUCAACUUCAUCGCUAUUAUACCGCUGGCUGCCAUGCUCAGUUUCGCCACGGAGGAGAUUGCGCUCCGCACGGGCGAGACGCUUGGAGGACUCCUCAACGCUACGUUCGGCAACGCCGUCGAACUGAUUGUCGCAAUCAUCGCCCUCAAGGAUAAAGAGUUCACAAUUGUCAAGACGUCUCUGAUCGGAUCCAUUCUCUCCAACCUGCUCCUCGUCAUGGGCUGCUGCUUCUUCUUCGGCGGCCUCAGACGCCAAGAGCAGUUCUUUAACACAACAGUGGCCCAGACCGCCGCGUCACUCCUUGCUCUCGCAGCUGCGUCCGUCAUCGUCCCAACCGUUUUCGAUUCGGCCCAGGACACGGGCCCCGAUAGGGUCUCUGCUUUGUCUCGUGGCACGGCAAUUAUCCUGCUGCUUGUCUACGCUGCCUACCUCUUUUUCCAGCUGAAGACCCACCAAUUGGUCUUCAACGAGGAGAGCCAAAAGGUCCCGGCCAAGCCCUGGAGCUCUGGCGGCCUCGGCGCUGGCGCGAUCAAGCAGGGCCUCGCAAUGCCUGGGUCUCUUAUGGGCCAUGCAAUGCCAAACCAGUCCGAGAAUGAACGGCUUUCAAAAAUGCUGAUGAAUCCAUCGGAAGCGGCCGACGAAGACGAGGAGGAAGAACCUCAAUUGCACUUUCUUGUUGCUUUGGGUACUUUGGCGGGCUCGACUGUCAUCAUUGCCCUCUGCGCAGAGUUCAUGGUCGAUUCGAUCGACUCCGUCACCAAAGGCCCGAACGGACAGCCUGGCCCUCUCUCUGUCGAGUUUGUCGGUCUCAUCUUGUUGCCAAUCGUUGGCAACGCCGCUGAGCAUGCCACAGCUGUCACGGUUGCUAUCAAGGACAAGAUGGACCUUGCCAUUGGUGUUGCCGUCGGAUCCAGCAUGCAGGUUGCCUUGUUCCUGAUACCCCUCCUUGUUGUCAUUGGGUGGGGCAUGGGCUAUGAGGAGAUGAACCUGAGCUUUGACAACUUCCAAGUCGCGGUUAUGUUCGUCGCCGUCUUGCUUACGAACUACCUCAUUGGCGAUGGCAAGAGCCACUGGCUGGAGGGCUUUCUGCUCAUCUGCCUUUACGCCAUUAUCGCUGUCUGCUCGUUCUAUUACCCGAACGAUGCAGCUCUUGGUCCGCAAUCGUGA
Messenger RNA from Purpureocillium lilacinum, 1821 nucleotides. RefSeq lists its product as uncharacterized. Gene Ontology annotation, biological process: intracellular calcium ion homeostasis; calcium ion transmembrane transport. Gene Ontology annotation, molecular function: calcium:proton antiporter activity. Lineage: Eukaryota; Fungi; Ascomycota; Sordariomycetes; Hypocreales; Ophiocordycipitaceae. Gene Ontology annotation, cellular component: membrane. The record is from RefSeq and is a predicted model, not a curated record.